GUUAGGGUUGGGCCCAAUUAAGCGACACGGGAAUCGGAAUUUUCGCUCCUCUGCCUAGUUUUGCCGCUCGCGACAACUUCAUCCACGACCUCACCCACCCAACCGCCGUCUCUCGCCCGUCAACUCACCCAGAGACCAUCACCACCACCGACACCAUGGCGGACAACGACUCCCCCGUCACCCUCCGAACUCGCAAGUUCAUCCGCAACCCUCUGCUGGGCCGCAAGCAGAUGGUCGUUGACAUCCUCCACCCCAACCGUGCCAACAUCGCCAAGGAUGAGCUCCGCGAGAAGCUCGGCGCCCUCUACAAGGCCCAGAAGGACCAGAUCUCCGUCUUCGGUCUGCGAACCCAGUUCGGUGGCGGCAAGACCACCGGCUUCGCCCUCGUCUACGACUCCCCCGAGGCCAUGAAGAAGUUCGAGCCUCAGUACCGAUUGGUCCGUGUUGGCCUCGCCACCAAGGCCGAGCGUGCCAGCAGACAGCAGCGCAAGCAGCGCAAGAACCGACAAAAGACCCUCCGCGGAACGGCGAAGGUCAAGGGUGCCAAGGCGAAGAAGGAGAAAUAAACGGCGAAAUCCAUGUAUAUCCUCGGAUUGGUGGGGGAGCUGUGGUGUUUUGCCUUCUGCAGCCACGGGUAUGCGGGUGCGUCCAUUUCUUCGGCAUGAGGGACGUGUCGACGGAAUUGUGGACUCGGCGAGGAGGCGUGAGGGCUUGGCCUUCAUGAUCUUUCCUCAAUACACUAGCAUGAAAUCAAUGGUGUUUCGGGUUUCGGACCAAAAAUAUUACAUGACACACAUUAGCUCCCUCCGUCUGCUCUUUCGUUUGGUGGCAUGUGGAUGUGUACGCCUGUCGCUCUCGAUGAAUUGGAAGGGCAUGGGACAGCACUACCAAUGGAUAUGUCACAACGGAAGGAAUCAUUUCAAUGGUUAAAAAAAGUAUUGUUCGUGUCUUCAUAAGAUGCCGGCCAGCCAGCUGGGUAUCAAACUCUAUCCCUCCAUUAACUCCCCGACUCCAAGAUGCUUCCCA
Molecule: messenger RNA, 1026 nt
Organism: Ilyonectria robusta
Lineage: Eukaryota; Fungi; Ascomycota; Sordariomycetes; Hypocreales; Nectriaceae
Product: ribosomal protein L23/L15e core domain-containing protein
Exons: 3
Coding region: 156-566 (136 amino acids)
Biological process (GO): translation
Cellular component (GO): ribosome
Molecular function (GO): structural constituent of ribosome
Source: RefSeq, a predicted model, not a curated record